AUGAAAAGACUUAAUAUCAAGAUAUGCGGGAUCAGUGAAACACAUUGUACGGGAAGUGGCAGGAUGACGUCAAAUAGAUACACACUCUGGUACUGCGAACCAGAUAUUGGAAACAAACAUGAAAAAGGUGUAAAUAAUCCAAAUACGUGCAAAGUUCAGACAUGCCAAUAUCACGUUCAUAAACGUAUAUGCGCCUGCGAGGAUAGUGAUAAUUUUGCCAAGGAAUUUUGCAAGAGUUCAUCCAGAAACCAAAUAGAAAGGUCACGUAAAAGUCACCAAAUGGAGAUAUACAGAAUUACGAAAAAGAGUGGCUUACUUAGUGAUGAAAACGAAAGCUUACUGUGCUUACUUAUGACAGAGAUAGAAGAAGAGAUGGCAGAUAACAUCGAUGUAAUGGAGGCAAGUGAAAUAGGAAAAAAAAUUAAAAAAAGGAAAGCUCUUGCAGGAGGAGUAGACAACACUAGAAGAGAUUGCGAAAGACAGAAACGGAUAGCGACAAUUGAUUCAAACAUACCAAAUCCUGGCUGCUGGUCAAGAACUCCAUUAAUACACUAUCCUGGUCUUACACAGUCACCUUAUCAUGAUGAGAAAAGUUGCCUAGAAUACUGUAUUAGUCUUCAACAAUGUAAUGUUGUUGACUACAACACUGCGGCUAAUCCGCCAUGCUUUGUGCAAACUGCAGAAAGUCCUGUCGAUAAUGGAAAUUUGAGACCUCAUGGAACGAAUGUCAAUUAUAUUUUAAAUAGAUCGUGCGUAAUGCCAGAUAAACAAGAUGACUUUCCAAGCUUUUAUAAUUAUCCUUGUUGGGUGAAAAGUGUAAGAACAACAUAUCCAGCUCUGAAAGAAGCACCUUACUAUAAUAUCGAUAGUUGCUUGGGAUACUGCGUCAGUUUGGACAAUUGUUUGGUUGUCGAUUUCGACCACAAAGCUGAUCCACCAUGCUUCGUCCAAUCCGCUGCGGCGUCCGUCAACCUUGAUAGCCUCACAAGACAUCCGAGUAGAGUCAAUUUUAUGCUAGAUAGAAACUGCUUGGAGCCUAAUUUUGUGCCAUACAGCGUUGAACUCUGCUGGGCAAGAAGAGAAAACUACCAUUACAAAGGAUUGAAGAACAUGCCCUACAACAACCUCCCCUCUUGUUUGAACUACUGUGCUAGUUUUGAUAGUUGCUUCAUGGUUGAUUAUGACCCCAAAAUAACUCCACCAUGCUUCGUUUGGGAGGAUCAAGAACAGUUUGAUCCGCAAAAUUUUGAAAAUCACACAAGUGCAGACAACUUUUUGUUAGACAGAGAGUGUUUGAGUUAUUUCGACUACUCCAAAUUCUACAGUUCAGAACUUUGUUGGACUGUUAACGAGAACUCUAAAUAUUCUGGGUUGGAAAAGGCCAGCUACAAAACAGAGGAUUCCUGCCUCAAUCAUUGCUCCGAUUCACCAAAGUGCAGCAUUGUAGAUUACAAUCCAAAAGAUAAUCCUCCGUGCUGGAUUCAAACCGAUGGAAAUGCUGUCAAUCUCAGCAAUUUAAACUCUAAAGAGUCAGUUACCAACUACAUUUUAGACAAAACAUGUGAAUGA
Messenger RNA from Helobdella robusta, 1569 nucleotides. RefSeq lists its product as hypothetical. NCBI's taxonomy places the organism in Eukaryota, Metazoa, Annelida, Clitellata, Rhynchobdellida, Glossiphoniidae. The coding region runs from base 1 to 1569 and encodes 522 amino acids. The transcript is spliced from 11 exons. The record is from RefSeq and is a predicted model, not a curated record.